AUGGACGUUGUUCCAGUGUACAGAGUAUUUAUGUGUAAAUUCAAAUAUUUUAAGGAGAAAUGGACAUUUGAUCCAUUUGGUGCAGAAAUGGACAAUGAUGGGAACAUCUAUGCACGUGGAAGUCAGGAUAGUGAACAAAUUCAACCUUCGUCCCUUGAUUCCCCGUUUUGUAAAUCGUUUUUUUCUGCUAUUGAUGAACUUCUGCAAGCAAAUCCUGGGGCUCUCUUACAAAAGAUAUUAGAGAUAACCAACAACUAUUGUGUGAAUACAAAGCUUACAGACUAUAUCGAAGCGUUUAACCUUAUCUCGGAUAAUCAGCUGGGAGCUAGAAGGCAAUGCCAAGGCGCAAAGGAACAAGCACUAAUAAACCAGUGUGUCAAUAGUGAGUAUGGAAAUAACUUAUUUGCAACGUGGAUCGAUGUCAGAAAGGCAUUUGAUUCUGUCAAUCAUGAAUUCUUAUGUCAAGUGCUUGAUCAGUCUGGAAUUCCGAAUUGGAUCACAAAUUUUGUGAAAACUUUAAUCAAAAAUUGGAAUGUCAUUUUGACACUUAACAAUAAGAGAAUUGGAACUGUAAAAUUGGAAAGAGGAAUCUUACAAGGAGACUCACUCUCUCCACAACUCUUCACUCUGGUAAUGGAUCCGUUAAGUAGGAGCUUGAAUAUGAAGUUCCCGAAGGUGCGUAUAGGUCAAAAUGACCCGUUCACGGUUUCAUAUUCAACAAACCAUUUGUUGUUUAUUGACGACCUGAAAAUAAUUGCUGAGAAAGAAGACACCGUUCUAAAAAUGAUGGAAGAUGUCGAUGAAUAUUUUGAUGCCGUUGGCCUCAAGGGAACUCGGAAAAGUCUGCGACUAACCUGGACUAUGUGA
Molecule: messenger RNA, 867 nt
Organism: Octopus sinensis (East Asian common octopus)
Lineage: Eukaryota; Metazoa; Mollusca; Cephalopoda; Octopoda; Octopodidae
Exons: 4
Coding region: 1-867 (288 amino acids)
Source: RefSeq, a predicted model, not a curated record